Molecule: messenger RNA, 294 nt
Organism: Sphaeroforma arctica JP610
Lineage: Eukaryota; Ichthyosporea; Ichthyophonida
Exons: 2
Coding region: 1-294 (97 amino acids)
Source: RefSeq, a predicted model, not a curated record
AUGGAGCCAGCUGAAUCGAAGCAUGUCAGGCAAACAACCACAACGACGCAGAUGCAACUAAACUCUUUGAGGACCGGGGUGCGACAGAGCAGAACAGUGAGUAUAUCCGUCGACAGACAGCAAGAUACGGUUAGUACUCAGGAGCGUGACAUACCUGUGGUGGCGGCGUCAAUAAACGCUGAGGAACUGGGAGACACAAGGGAUAAUGCUGGUUCGGCUCUUAGACGAAAGGCUGUUCCUCUUCAGGUGGAUCCCCGGCCGGUCCUGUUGGCUUGCCCCACACGGAAACUUUGA